Messenger RNA from Temnothorax curvispinosus, 730 nucleotides. RefSeq lists its product as uncharacterized. The annotation marks the transcript as partial. The record is from RefSeq and is a predicted model, not a curated record. The transcript has 2 exons. Lineage: Eukaryota; Metazoa; Arthropoda; Insecta; Hymenoptera; Formicidae.
GUACAGAUGUGUUGUUGCAAGACAAAGUCGAACUAAGAAUAAAGAAAGGAAUAUUUAGAAUUUCGGCAGAUCCCGAACCAUUUUCAGAAUUACCGACGGUAAAUAGUAUAGACUAUAGCGACAAGGUUAUAGAACCGGCAGUUGAACAUAUCGAGAACCCAGAGGCUAGAGACAGAGUAAAGAGAUUAGUAUCGGAAUAUAAACCGUUAAAAACGCAAGACGUAGGAAUUGAACUCAAUAUUGUUUUAAAAGACGAAACACCCGUGUACCGACGUGCGAAUAGAAUAUCCGAAACAGAACGAAAGACGCUCGACGAACAAAUACGUAAGUGGUUAGACGAGGGGAUUAUUCAACAGUCCACUUCGGAAUACGCGAGUCCAGCGGUGUUGGUCAAAAAAAAGAAUGGUACUACGCGAAGGUACAUAAACGCCGUGUUUGCUAAAUUAGUUGCAGAAAAAAAAGUGUCGUUAUAUAUGGACGAUCUGAUUAUACCAUCUAGCGAUGUUCAAGAGGGAUUACAGUAUUUAGAAGAGGUGUUACGAACAGCCAGUUCUUACGGGUUAGAGAUAAACUGGGGAAAGUGUCAGCUCUUGAAAACGAGAGUCGAUUAUUUAGGAUUUAUUAUAGAGAAUGGAGACGUUACUCCAUCAGACGAAAAGACGAGUGCUGUGAAAAAUUUUCCUGUGCCGACUGAUAAAAAAACAGUACAGAGCUUUUUAGGACUGACCGG